GCGGGGAGCGGCGCCAUGAUGAAACUGCUGAGGGAUCGGGAUCCGGAUCGGGAUCCAGAUCCUGGUGCUGUCGAGGGUCCCGGCUCCACGAUGAGCUCCCCUCAGCCCUCUGCGGCGCCAGCCGACGGUUUCGCCUCCUCAGACGAUGAGGCCGCCGAAGAGGACCCGAGCCCGCUCCACAUCUCGUGGUUGUCUUUGUCUCCUGUCUACUCUUCAGAGUUCCUAGGAUUAUGUUCCCUUCCAGGUUGCAGGUUUAAGGAUAUCAGAAGAAACCUUCAGAAAGAUGUAGGAGAACUGAAGAGCUGUGGGGUCCAGGAUGUCUUUGUGCUUUGUACCAGAGGAGAGCUCUCAAAGUACCGAGUACCAAACCUGAUGGACGCCUACCAACAGCACGGGAUGUGUGUGCACCACCACCCCAUUCCUGAUGGGAAUGCUCCUGACAUUGCCACCUGCUGCAAGAUCCUGGAAGAGCUCAGAAGCUGCCUGGAAAAUAAGCAGAAAACAAUGAUACACUGUUAUGGUGGCCUUGGACGCUCAUGCCUUGUGGCUGCCUGUCUCCUGCUGCAGCUUUCGGACACCCUGGCACCUCAGCAGGUGAUCGAGAGCCUCAGGAGCCUGAGAGGAUCAGGGGCCAUCCAGACCAUCAAGCAGUACAAUUUCCUCCAUGACUUCCGGGAGAACCUGGCUGCACACCUGGCAACAGAGGACCCGGUGCUGAGAUCGGCAUCGCGGUAGCUGAUCCUGCCACGGCGUCUGUGCCUGUGUGGAGAACUCCUGGACAAGACACCUCUCUCCUGCCCUUUCCUCAGUGCUACUGCCUCUGUGACACAGCUGCUGCCUUCCAAAUCCGUGUGUAAAGUAUUGGGAUGGGGAAGGAAAUCCUAGAGAACAUGUGCUAUCUUCCCAUCUUUGGUGACUUUAAUACUCGCUGCCUGAAAAA
Passer domesticus (house sparrow) is the source of this 940-nucleotide messenger RNA. RefSeq names its product cyclin dependent kinase inhibitor 3 (gene CDKN3). Gene Ontology annotation, molecular function: protein tyrosine phosphatase activity. The record is from RefSeq and is a predicted model, not a curated record. The transcript is spliced from 7 exons. The coding region runs from base 16 to 735 and encodes 239 amino acids. Lineage: Eukaryota; Metazoa; Chordata; Aves; Passeriformes; Passeridae. Gene Ontology annotation, biological process: protein dephosphorylation.